Molecule: messenger RNA, 5190 nt
Organism: Stegastes partitus (bicolor damselfish)
Lineage: Eukaryota; Metazoa; Chordata; Actinopteri; Pomacentridae
Product: E3 ubiquitin-protein ligase RNF19A
Exons: 10
Coding region: 479-3157 (892 amino acids)
Biological process (GO): protein ubiquitination
Molecular function (GO): zinc ion binding; ubiquitin-protein transferase activity
Source: RefSeq, a predicted model, not a curated record
CUUAGGAGCUGUUGUCGUUCGAAACGGAGCGGAUAGGUGGGACCGAAGACGGAGGAAAAUAAGUGCCAGUACCAGUGGGGAAGUAAUUCACGACACUGCAGCGAGACCAGCGAUUAAUUAGUUUAAACGUUUUUGAAAAGCUGAGCGCUACUUCUUUGUUGCUGUCUCAGGAACAAGUGUCACUAGCAACAGACGGUUCUGUUGCAUCAGUUUCACAGCAGGUGACCCCCACCCUUUCGCCAAAAUCCGGCUAUUAGAUGUGACCACGAGGUUGAUUAGGAGAAGCCACCAUGUCUUAAACACAGACGGGCCCUCUGGAGCCCUGUCCCCCCACCCUGGCCCACCCUCCCCCUCCCCCAUCCAUCACCUUACUCCUUCUCCCAGCCCUAUCCAACUGCCAGACCUCUCUGCACAUGCAAGAGAGAGGCUGCCCAGCCCUGGAUCCCCACUGGCACACCCCUCCCCUCCCUCCGGAGAGAUGAGCUUGCAGAAGCACCAGCAGCUGGGUCCUGGAAGUGGUGGGGUCAUGGGUUCUGACCGAGACCUACAGUCCACAGCUUCCUCCAUCUCUCUGCCCUCUGUAAAGAAGGCCCCGAAGAAGAGGCGCCUCUCCCUGGCCUCUCUUUUCAGACGGCGAGGACGGGAGUCCAAAUCAGGGCGCCAAAGGUCCCGAGAGCUUCAGCAUCCUGGACCUGGAGGGCUAGGAGGAAUUGAUGGCAUUGCCAGCAUUGAAAGCAUCCACUCUGAGAUGUGUAAUGACAAGAACUCUGCCUUCUUCUCUGUGGCUGGGACCGGAGCUGCCUCUGCUGCUACUGCUGCUGCUGCUGCUGCUUCCGCUUCCGCUUCCACCUCAUCUGCCUCAGGGCCUUCUUCCUCUACCUCCUCCUCCAAGGUGGGGGGUGUGGUAGGGUCAGAGCUACUGGAGUGCCCGCUGUGCCUUCUGCGCCACUCCAGGGAGAGCUUCCCUGACAUCAUGACUUGUCAUCACCGCUCCUGCAUUGAUUGCCUACGCCAGUACCUGCGCAUUGAGAUCUCAGAGUCACGUGUCAACAUCAGCUGCCCUGAGUGCUCAGAACGCUUCAACCCACACGACAUCCGCAUGAUCUUGGGGGAUCGGGUUCUCAUGGAGAAAUAUGAGGAGUUCAUGCUGAGGAGGUGGCUGGUGGCUGACCCAGACUGCCGCUGGUGCCCUGCACCAGACUGUGGGUAUGCAGUGAUAGCCUUUGGGUGUGCCAGCUGUCCAAAGAUCACGUGCGGAAGGGAGGGUUGCAGUACAGAGUUCUGUUACCACUGUAAACAGCUGUGGCAUCCCAACCAGACCUGUGAUGCAGCACGGCAGCAGAGAGCCCAGAGCCUCCGCCUGAGAACUGUGCGCUCGUCCUCCCUCAGCUACAGCCAAGAGAGUGGAGCUGCAGCUGAUGACAUCAAGCCAUGUCCACGCUGUGCUGCUUACAUCAUCAAGAUGAAUGAUGGUAGCUGUAACCACAUGACCUGUGCCGUCUGCGGUUGUGAGUUCUGCUGGCUGUGCAUGAAAGAGAUCUCAGACUUGCACUACCUGAGCCCGUCAGGCUGUACAUUCUGGGGGAAGAAGCCCUGGAGCAGGAAAAAGAAGAUUCUUUGGCAACUGGGAACACUCGUGGGUGCUCCUGUCGGCAUCGCACUGAUUGCUGGAAUAGCUAUCCCUGCCAUGAUUAUUGGCAUUCCUGUGUAUGUAGGAAGGAAGAUCCAUAACCGCUAUGAAGGCAAAGAUAUUUCCAACCACAAGAGAAACCUGGUGAUUGCUGGUGGAGUGACUCUCUCUGUUAUCGUGUCCCCAGUGGUGGCUGCAGUCACUGUCGGCAUUGGAGUUCCUAUCAUGCUUGCAUAUGUCUAUGGCGUGGUGCCCAUCUCUUUGUGCCGUAGUGGAGGUUGUGGUGUUUCAGCUGGGAAUGGAAAAGGAGUUCGCAUAGAAUUUGACGACGAAAAUGACAUGAAUGUUGGCAGCGGGGCAGCUGCCACUGACACUACGUCAGUGGCAGACACCAGGAACAAUCCCAGUAUAGGUGAAGGCAGUGUUGGGGGUCUUACAGGCAGCCUGAGUGCCAGUGGCAGCCACAUGGACCGUCUGGGGGCUAUCAGAGACAACCUGAGUGAGACAGCAUCAACCAUGGCCCUGGCUGGAGCCAGUAUCACCGGAAGUCUCUCUGGCAGUGCCAUGGUCAAUUAUCUAAACAGGCUGGAGGUGCAGGCUGAUGUACAGAAGGAGCGCUGCAGUCUGAGUGGUGAGUCUGGCACUGUCAGCCUGGGUACAAUCAGCGACAACGCUAGCACCAAAGCAAUGGCUGGAUCCAUUCUUAAUGCCUACAUGCCUCUUGACAGAGAUGGGAACAGUAUGGAGGUCCAAGUUGACAUUGAGUCCAAACCUGGCAAACUACGUCACCACAGUGGCAGCAGCAGCGUAGAUGACGGCAGCCAUGUUGGCCGCUGUGGCUGGACUUGUCCCUCCAAUGGCUACACCUCCUCAGAGGGCAAAGGUGCCUCAACUAAGUGGGCCAAAGAGGCAUCCUGUUCCUCCUCAAACAGCUCGGGGGGCAAAAAGAGCAAAGGCAAGCUGCGCAAGAAAGGCGGUGGAGGCACCAAGAUCAAUGAAACGCGUGAGGACAUGGAUGCUCAGCUGCUGGAGCAGCGCAGCACCAACUCCUCAGAGUUCGACUCUCCUUCACUGAGUGGCAGCCUGCCAUCUGUGGCCGACUCCCACUCCAGUCACUUCUCCGAGUUCAGCUGCUCUGAUCUGGAAAGCAUGAAGACGUCCUGUAGCCACGGCUCAGGUGGAGGCGACUACCACACACGCUUUGCCACCGUCAGCCCUUUACCUGAGGUGGAGAACGACCGCCUGGAGACCUGCCCCGCUACUUCAUCCUCCUCCCAGGGACAAGGAGCUGUCAUCACUCCCCACUCUCCCACCUCUACCACCUCAUCCCUGGGUCAUGGCGCAGAGCUCUCCCCUCUCUGCUUCAUCACAGAGGAGAAUGUCAACCUAGUGUGCCCCGCUGAAUUGGACUCUCACAGCAACACUGGAGAGCUGCUAAAAGAAACCAAUAACAACCACCCCCAACCACAACAACAAGCUCAAACCCAGCAGCAGCCCAAGAACUCCUGUAUACAGACCGAUAUAUAAAAUCUCAAUACCUUAAGUGCUGCACUGUUUUAUUUAACAUCCUUUCCUCUACUAAACUAACAAUCAUAGCUUACAGUUUAUCCUGCAUUUUCUGUUAUUCCCUUGUAAAGGGGUAAAGGGGAGAUGUGUUAUUUUUGGAUUUAUGUGUGUCCACAGACAGUCAAAAGGCUGGUGGAAGUAUUAAAAGGCUUCUAAAGUGCAGCCGUGCGAGAAACACUAAGAUUGUGAAUGCUGGGGUUUCUCCCGGUGCGACCCAUAGACUGCUGACACAUUUUUGACACUCACUUUCUUGCCACUUGUAACAGAAAACAGCCCACUGAUUUGGUUGCUGUCAUUUUGAUCUGUGUUGGUUAAAAUUAAACCACUGUGCCAGUUUUGCUCGUAUAUGAUUUUGGCUCUACAAUGUGGAUGCAACUUCAUGCAGGAAUCUUAAAUGUUUCAGCUUUCCAGAGGUGAACUCAAACAGGGACCAGGCAAUAUGAUUCACUAUUUCCUUGUUUUAUUUUUCCCAAAGUGUAUUAGUAACAGAGGAACCUUUGCGUUCUUGUCUGUAUUUAUUAUUAGAUGUUUUGUUUUAUUCCCCCCCUGGAUGUUUGUUUGAAAUGAACUCUCUAAAUGUAUAAUUUUGAGGCCUGGGCUCAAUAUCCUGAAUCAUUUUAGCACUAAAAUGGACUUGUAACACAACUGAGAUUCUCUUUAGAGGGAUCCAAACAUAGCUGUAGUCCCAUUGUGGAAGAUGCUGCUUGACAGCUCUUUAGCAGCUCGGUAACCACUGAGUUAGACCUGUGGCCUAAAACUCUUGAAGGUUGGUUUAUAGUGCUAAGAUGACUCAACCGGGUCCGGACCUUAUUUAGCUCUGUGGAAAGCUUGGGAUGAUACAUUUGGUGGGGAAAGGGUGGGUGAGGGUUGCUUUGAUUUGAGAAAAGGUCUCUGGAAGGCCAUGGUUGUCGAGAUAAUGCUGAAAGUCAGUAUAAUACAUUAACCAAUGGGUUGGUCAAUUCUGUGAAAUUGUACAAAGAAAAUGUUUUUGUCCUGUUCAAAGGUGAUUUAUUCAGUCUGAUGGUUUCGUCUCACUGAGUAAGAGAGAGCUUUGAUAUCUUUUGUUGUUAACUCAUGGUGCCUUCAAGAAGCUGUUUGUGUUCAGUUUGUCUCUCUCCAAUGUGUCUUCUAGAUUCCAAACAACGACUCAUUAUAGAUUGCAGAAUGUCUGUCUGUGUUGGAGGGGUGCUCAUUCACAUGCAGAACAUACUGUGGUAGACAUGGUAAAUGAAGACUUUUCAAUUGCCUACCAAAGACAGCACUCAGGCUCUUGUUAAAUCUUAUACCUUUGACUAGUCAGCUGUAGACACAGUAUUGUGCAUCCUUUUUACACCAUGGGUAUAAAUGAAAACUAGACCCAGGAUUAUACAGACGUACAGACUGCUGUUUCCUACAUGCUUCACAAAUGCUACGCAAAUAACUGAGGCUGCACAACAGCCCAAGGCACCUGCACUGUUACCUGUAUUUCUUAUUACAUUGAUGUUCUGCAAUGCAAGGUUAAUAGGGAUACAUAUAAUAGGGGUUACCUUCCCUAUUGAUUCGUCCUGUGAUUCCCGUUUGUGUUGCCAAUCGGUGCUGCUGAGCAGACUUGAAGUCAAAUUCUUCUUUUAUUUAGAGUGUUUGCUUAAGCCUGUGUUUACUGCUCUGUGGUCCGCUUUAAUGAGACCACUGAGUUGGCUCAGGUGAACCUCUACCAGGAAUGGUAUUUUGACCCAGGUCUGUUACUGAAUGAACACUUAAUUAGGUUCUAUGGAUUAGGCUUCAUGCUGCAGUCCUCCCUGCAUUAAAGCAAAACAUCGUUUUGUUCUUCUUCCUCGGUUCUGUUUCUCAUUCUUAACCAAAACUCCAGUUUCUUGAUCCUAAUUUGAACACUAGUGCCAGAUAUAAUUUGUAAUUUGUGCAGAACAGCAUAAGGUAUUUGUAUAUUGUUUGGUAAUUUGCUUUACUAUAUGCGUGUAAAUGCAUAUCAAAAAAUAAAAAAAAUAUGAACUGUU